UAACGAAAGACGCUACUGGCGAAGCAAGCACCCGCCCAAACCCGCUGACCAGCCAUCGGGAGGACACUAGAAAAAAAAAGAGAGAAUAGCUUCCUUGAACAGAAGUGUACUUAUCACCUGGUACCGCGCAUGAAACAAACAAGUGACAAUUAUUUAAGUAUCAGGCCAACGUAAACCUACCCCAGGUCCUUAAAAGAGUCGAUAGUGCCGGAACCAAGGGUAACAAGUGCUUCGGCUGCAAGCUAACCUGGACAAGGACAACCAAGAGAAAAACCUGAAGGCAAUGAAGCACCGGCAGCCGGCCUACCAAAUAAUAGACGGAGUGCCUAGAUGCAUCAACAUAAAUGCCGAUACGCUGAGAGAAAAUCUGAAAUUCAGAGCGACGAAAGGAGACGUCGUGCUCUUGACGUUUCCGAAGAGCGGAACACAUUGGCUGAUGUACAUCACACAGCUCAUGCUGAGGGAAGGAGAACCCAUAACAACACACGAUGAAUUCAGUAAAGAAUGGCGCUUUCUGGAGUACAUGGAGAUCAAGGAGUGGAAAUCAUCUCUGCCUCUGAGGACAUUAGCCACACACAUUCUCCCGGACGAAACAACGAUGACGGACGAAGGGAAGUACAUAUACGUCGCCCGCAACCCUUGGGAUGUUUGCGUCUCGUUCUACCACAUGAUGAGCAACAUGAGUCACUUUGAUUUCCAGGAUGGCACGUUCGAAGAGUUUGUUGACACCUUUCUCAGUGGAGACUUCGGUUACGGGGACUACUUCGAACACGUUGCAUGUGGUUAUGCUCUCAAGGAACAACCGAACGUCUUCUUUGUGACAUAUGAAGAAUUGAAGAGGAACACGCAAGAGGUCGUGCUGAGACUGGGUUACUUUUUGGGAGAGCGCUACGGCCGUGCUCUAGAAAAUGACGAGUCGAUGCUUCAAGAGCUCCUGCAGAGGUCGCGGCCCGAAAAUAUGCGAAGCGUGGUGGUGAUUAACCUCAACGGCAGCGCGAAUCCUCACUGGGACAAUCUGAUCAAUCGGAGAAAGGUUACGUGUAAAGAAGGUUACGAGGGAGACGAGAACAGGUACGCGUUUGUGAGAAAAGCCAAGGUUGGUGAUUGGAAGGAGCACUUUACGCCCGAGCUCUUGCGACGAAUGGAGAAUAGGAUUCUAGAGGCGGAGAAGCAAUCGCCUUUCAUGAGCCUGUGGAAAGACAUCCGUGCAGAAGCUAUUCAACGCAUUGAAAAUUAAUAAUAAAUAUCCCUGAU
Molecule: messenger RNA, 1254 nt
Organism: Rhipicephalus sanguineus (brown dog tick)
Lineage: Eukaryota; Metazoa; Arthropoda; Arachnida; Ixodida; Ixodidae
Product: amine sulfotransferase
Exons: 2
Coding region: 284-1237 (317 amino acids)
Biological process (GO): sulfation
Cellular component (GO): cytoplasm
Molecular function (GO): sulfotransferase activity
Source: RefSeq, a predicted model, not a curated record